This is a messenger RNA of Peronospora matthiolae, 423 nucleotides long. NCBI's taxonomy places the organism in Eukaryota, Oomycota, Peronosporomycetes, Peronosporales, Peronosporaceae. The record is from the annotation of a GenBank genome assembly.
AUGAAUAUGUUGGAUGAUGAAGAUGACCAAAGCUUCCACGCUACGCGUGACGGCUACUCCCAUUUGAGCGAUGUCGAAUGGGAUGCGGUUGAACGGAUGGGUUCGACCAUGGGCAUCCAUGCUGUUAGCGUCAUGCUAGAGGCUCUCAAUAGAGAUGCCCAACAUGCUACUAUCGCCAAGUUCAUUCAAAAUGAACUUGACGCAGAACGCGAGAAAGUAGCCUUGCUUCACCAACAAGGUUCUCAACAAGCGGAGUUGUUGAGAGAACAGGGUGCUCAACAGUUUGAACUGUUGAGACAGCAGCAGGCUGCUGCUGGUGGGUCGAUGCACUCGCGUCGACCCGAAACCUUGAAGAUUGACAUCUCCAAGUAUAGGGGGGUCGAAGAAGACUCCCUCUUGAGAUGGUUCGUCGAAAUUGGAUGA